Messenger RNA from Oncorhynchus tshawytscha (Chinook salmon), 2205 nucleotides. RefSeq names its product heme transporter hrg1-A. Gene Ontology annotation, molecular function: heme transmembrane transporter activity; heme binding. NCBI's taxonomy places the organism in Eukaryota, Metazoa, Chordata, Actinopteri, Salmoniformes, Salmonidae. The record is from RefSeq and is a predicted model, not a curated record. The transcript has 3 exons. Bases 136 to 570 code for a protein of 144 amino acids. Gene Ontology annotation, cellular component: plasma membrane; lysosomal membrane. Gene Ontology annotation, biological process: heme transport.
UGCUAGGAGAACUAUAAUCAUCUGUUUAGCUAGCUUGAGUCGAACAGAGGUGAGUUUCUCAAAAUAAGGCACUUGUUUUUAAACGUUGAAGUUAUCGUUUCCCCCAUUCUACUUGUAGCGUGUCACCUGUCCCCAAUGGGGUUCAAUAAGACGUACAUCAGUAUCGGGUAUGCCUCUUUUGGCAUGCUUAUGGGAUUCUCAGCGUUUCUCGUGUGGAACAUCGCGUACAACCAACCAUGGACAGCUGCAAUGGGAGGAUUAUCAGGUGUGCUGGCGCUCUGGGCCCUCAUCACCCACAUCAUGUACCUGCAGGACUACUGGCGCACCUGGCUGAAGGGCCUCAAAUUCUUCCUCUUCAUCGGAGUCGUCUUCUCCCUGCUGGCCGUGGUGGCUUUCAUCACCUUCCUCUCCCUUGCCAUUACCAACAAAGAGUCCAUGACUGACCCGAGGAGCUUGUUUCUUUCGGCCGUGUGGAGCUUCAUGACUCUAAAGUGGUCCUUCCUGCUGGCUCUCUAUUCCCACCGCUACCGCAAGGAGUUUGCCGACGUCAGCAUCCUCAGUGACUUUUGAUGAGGGCCCUUGAACAGCCCCCCACCCAAUGGAGGUCUAUGGAAGACUAACUAGCAGGGCUCCUAACCUGAGGGUGCUAACUAGGGGAGAAGGGAGGGAGUGAAGAUUUGAGGGGUUGGUGAAGCCAAGUAGUUAUGAUGAGGAUGAGGGUUGAUCUGAAAGGCGUGGGGUAGCUGCACAUACACCAGAUGUCUUCCACCAAUCGCUUGCUUAUUAAUCCACGUGGGGAGAGUGAACGAGUACACACUUUGGGGAGAAGUGUAGUGACUCGGAACGCAACCUGUGUUGUCUGUGUUAAUGGGAGAAUUAGUACCUGGACCGCUGUCCAUGCCCGCACCUUCUCGGUUAGACCCCCCUCUCUCUCUUUCUAUAUCUGUAAACAGGGUAUUCUCAACCCCUGCUAGGCCAGUCUAUCCACAAGUUCAUCCCUAUGUUAAGCCUUUUCUGGAUUUGGCUGUUCCCAUGUGUAUGUAUGUGACACUGUCUGGGCUCCUCUUGUAUGUCUUCGACACAUCUUUUUAGAGUCAAUAUCUCCCUUUUUAUGGGAUUUGAAUCUUCUUUUUGGUGACUUUGUGGGUAAUCCUUGUUAAUUGUGUACAUCACGUGUGAAAACUCAUUCCACGGAGGGCCUAGUGUCUGCGGGUUUUCGUUCCUCCCUUGUACUUGAUUGAUGAAGGUCACUAAUUAGUAAAAAAAACUCCUUUCACCUGGUUGCCUCUGUUUUAAUUGAAAGGAAAACCCCAAAACCUGCAGACACUAGGCCAUUUGUGGAAUGAGUUUAACAACCCUGCUCUACAUCUUCCUGUGCUUAUGUACCGAGGAACAUAUUCUUAACAAGAUAUAUAAUUGAUGUGGUUAUGAUAGAAUUCGUUUCCAUUCUCUUGCCACAAGGGGGAGUCAGUCGAUCAAAUGUCUGUUGGUAAAACAUCCCACUCAUUUAGAAAGUUGUUAGAAAACAGAGCAAAGUUUAUAUGCACACAUAAAAAACAUGCAUUAUACACAACAAAAGGACACGUCACAGGCCUGUUUGGGGAAAUCCUAUCCUUUUUUUAUUUUUAGGAUGACCGUUUUGAUCUGUGUUAUCGAUGUGUGAACUUUUAGUCACUUCGAAGUCAGUGUAUGUGCUGAAGCAACUACAUUUAGAUUAUCAUGUCUCAACAGUUAUAAUGCUUUGGAAGUGAGACCUGUAUAAUGUCUUAUAGCGUUACACCUGUCAGUGUUCGACACUAUUUCAAAACAUCCCCCACAUAGUUUUUGAAGAGAUUAUAUGAAGAAGGAUUGCACUACCGUCACAGAAUGUUAGAACAACUGCCUUUUUUUCACAAGUUGCCAAUGGAAACCCAACUGCCUCGUCUUAUUUGAACGGAGAACGCUCAAAGGAGGGAGCUCCUUUUGUGGAAUUUGUGUCAUUGCUGUGCCUUCGCUUUAGCUCGCAAACGUUAUUCACCAUCAUCAUACUGCUGCUUAUGGAGAUUAAUUUGAUUGUGCUCUACCUUUUUUCCCUUGACAUCUGUUUGCUUCUCUGUGGGCUACCACAUGUAUCAUAUUGUACUAUAAAGAAACAUAACAUUGUGUAUAUCCACUUGUAUGUAUGUCUGUUUGAGAGCCAUAUUAAUAAAGUAUAAUUUUAUGACA